AUGUCGGAAAUAGAUUCGGUGAUACAGAAGGCCAAAGAACUUUUGGCAAACUCUAACCCUGAAGACGCGUUGCAACUAUUAUCCCAAUACGGCCAGGACGAAUCGUAUAUAAAUGAUGUGAAAUACCUUAAUAUCUUGGGGGAGACUUUGUUGGAAAAUAGUGAAGUCGAAGAGGCAUUCAAGAUUUAUUCCAGAAGCAUCGAGUUGGACCCCAAUGGUCAGGUCUCAGUUGACGGGUUCUUCAACUUGGGGCAAAUUGUCGGGGGGUUUGAUGGAUUACAGUAUAUUAUUAAAGGGUGUACAAUCACCGAGACCCAAUUGCAAGAAAGACCAGCGCAAGACAGACCUCAUUGGUUGAAAAAAAUUGUCCAAGGGUUGUUUGCCCAGAUCGAGAUCUGGAUGACCGAUUUGUGUAUGGAACCUCAGGCAGAAACCCAAUGCCAGGACCUCAUCGCCAAAGCCAUUGAGCUUGAUCCUUCUAACCCUGAAACUUGGACUUUGCUCGCAUCUAUCAGAAUCUCCCAACAGCAACCACAGGAAGCUCAAGAACAUAUAAGGAAGUCUUGGGAACUAUUCCAAGUGAAGAAACAAGGGUUGGAAGAUAGUGCCGAUACCGCUGCCAGUGAUAACAACAACAAUAAUGAUAACAACGAUGGUGAUGUCAAUUUAGAGUAUAUUGAAAUGAUCCAACCGUUAUUGACUCUUGCGAAGUACGCCACCGAAGUAGGACUCUUUGACGUUGCGGCAACGGUAGCUGCAAAUAUUCACGAUAUUACUGACGAUUUGCUCGAGCCAUUUUAUGUCGAGGCAUUCAGUAACUACUUGGCGGCCAAGACAUUAGAAUACCAACUCAAGAACCCUAAUGCCGUUGAUGAGGGGGAUGGAAGCCGUCUUGAAGCGAUUAAUAACGUAAAGUUGUCGAUGGACUCUGAAGGUAACGGUGCCACCGAAGAGAUCACUGAGUAUAUCAAUUCUGCGCUUGUGGCAUUGUCCAAUGGAUCAAGAAUCAUGUACGCUUCUUCUGACAGUGAAGAUGAAUUGAGAGAACAAAUUGGGUUUUUGGUUGAGGAAUUGGGAGGAAAAGCUGCGUUGAAAAGAGUGGAGAAGCUCAACAAAAAUGAAGGAGCCACUAUUAAUGAGGAUAAUUGGGAAGACGAGAUCCAAGAAUGA
Molecule: messenger RNA, 1170 nt
Organism: Saccharomycopsis crataegensis
Lineage: Eukaryota; Fungi; Ascomycota; Saccharomycetes; Ascoideales; Saccharomycopsidaceae
Gene: ACL4
Product: Acl4p
Exons: 1
Coding region: 1-1170 (389 amino acids)
Molecular function (GO): protein binding
Source: RefSeq, a predicted model, not a curated record